CGUUUAAGAAAAUAAAAAGAAAUGAAUAAUAUCGCCAGUCCACCAAUUUUGUCUUCGAUUCGCAUAGAGCCCGUUGACUCUGAUGAAUACAAUCAAAGUUUGAUUGAACAACUAACACCAUAUCACAAACAAAAGCUACUUCAGUAUGUGAGAAAAGAGCGACACUUCUUGAAUGAACUUGAGUCACUUCCAGAAGUCAGUAAGCAUCUAGUCAAUGAGCUGAAUAAACAAAACCUGAAAUGUAAUCAAACCGAAUGGUUAAAUGUUUUGAAGGCAUGGAUACAUUUUGUGAGUGGUUGUUCCGAGUUGAUGACACCGGAGGAUAGAGUAUUAUCGAGAUAUAUUCAAUCUAAGAAACCCGUACGAAGAAACUCAAAAUCAAUCCAGGACUUAUCCACCCAUUGCCGUAUUUGUUUGGCGUCAAGUAGUUCGAAAAUGAUAUUUCUCUUUGACGCUGAAAACGAGAUCCUUCAAAGCCGUGAAGAGGUAUCACUGCUAGAGAAAUUGAAUUAUUGUUCGUGUUUCGCAACAAAAGCAUCGGCUGAUGAUCAACUACCCCAGUAUAUUUGCAUGAGUUGUUCAAUUCUCCUUGAGAAUGCCUAUCAAUUGAAGGUAUUAUGCCGUAAGACGGAAGAAACAUUUCGAGAUCUCAUCCAUCAAUACGAUUUGUGUGAUAUUGACUUCCAAUAUGAAAAUAUCGGGGACACAGAACAGGGGAAAGACAUUGUUACCACUUCUAUAGCAGAGGAAAAAGAAGAAGUUACAUUUUUUGAGUCGAAAACGGGUCACGAUCAAGGUCUCGAUAUAUUGGAAACCUACGAAGAAGUCCAUACAAAUCCAAUGGGAAAGUUUCGAUGCGAUAUAUGCAGCGCUGUACUUUCGAGUAAACAAAGUAUACGUGAUCACAUGAGGCAAAAUCACAAGAAAGCACAGAGAGGAAAGAAGUCAUAUCAGUGUCCUGAAUGCGAUAAAUGGUUUCGUGUAAAAUGUUCGCUGACAAUUCAUUUGAGAACGCAUACAAAUGAACGCCCUUAUAAAUGUGAGAUUUGUGCAAAAUCCUUCAAAACAUCCAGUGCUAUGAGCAAUCAUCGCGUCAUUCAUACUGACGCAAAGGACUUUCAAUGUUCAAAUUGUACAUUUAUCACGAAUACAAAGGCCAAUUUGAGAAUACACGAACGUACACACAGUGGUGUGCAACCGUAUACAUGUCAACAUUGUCCGAUGAAAUUUCGAACUGCAAGCAAUGUGGUCAAACACACGCGAAACAUUCACGAAAAACAAAAAACAAACAAAUGUGAAAAAUGCAGUCGAUCGUUUUUUACGCGAGAAUCACUUAAGAAACAUAGUAUAAUUCAUACGGGAUUGAAACCAUUUUAUUGUCCUCAAAAAGAAUGCUCGUGUGUAUAUUCGUGGUACAAUGGACUCAAGAAACAUAUGUGGCUUCAACACUCUGAUGAAAACGUCAAACUUCCCAGCGAAAAAUUUUACUUUGAUAAACUAAGCGGCAUUUUACAUUGAUAUCUGAUAGAUAAUGAACAUGUUGAAAUAAAACGUUAUCGAUAAAAUGCAA
This is a messenger RNA of Contarinia nasturtii (swede midge), 1570 nucleotides long. Its product is annotated as zinc finger protein 91-like. Bases 22 to 1518 code for a protein of 498 amino acids. Gene Ontology annotation, biological process: regulation of transcription by RNA polymerase II. The transcript has 7 exons. NCBI's taxonomy places the organism in Eukaryota, Metazoa, Arthropoda, Insecta, Diptera, Cecidomyiidae. Gene Ontology annotation, cellular component: nucleus. Gene Ontology annotation, molecular function: zinc ion binding; RNA polymerase II cis-regulatory region sequence-specific DNA binding; DNA-binding transcription factor activity. The record is from RefSeq and is a predicted model, not a curated record.